AUGACGAUUUCCAUGUGGUUUCUUCUUUUGUUGGUUGUGGCAACGACAGAGGGCCGCCGAGGCUCCGCCUCUUCUUCCUCCACUGGGCACCACUAUGCAUACCCACGCGGCGCAUCUAGUAGUAGUAGAUUCAUCCGAUUGGGACGACUUUCUCUGGGUGGUGGUACCACAGGAAAUGACAUUGAUCUGUCGACAUGUCGUGAAGCUUCAUCGUCCCUAUCCAAGAUUCUGAUUAGUGACAGAGGCAUAGAGGAACCGGCAGGAGCUACUACUGCAGAACCGCCAACCAUGGAUCGAGGUCAACUGCUCGUGGCGUCUGCUACUGUUACAACUGCUGCCCCCACUCGGAAAGGAAUUUGCAGGAUACUGCCAUUCAAGUGUGGCAAGGCAAAAGAAAAGCAGCAGCACCUGAAAGCAGAUCCGGCCAGCCCUGUUACGGGCGCCUCAUUAGCGGAUAAGGCGACCCUGGCUGUUGGCGCCACUCUGCCGCUGAUUCCAGAAGAUGCAUGGGAACAAUUGAGCGGGGAUGAGUAUGAUGAUCCCCAAGUAGUGGAUGCUCUAGCACAAACUGGAUUGAUAAUGGCCACCAAGCACGACAACAAUGGUUGGGUCGAUUGGAAGGAAUCCAUGCCGUCUAAUCUAGACGCCACCUUGGACAGUGGAGAGAUUCUGGUAUUUAAAGGCUCCACCAUCAGACCAGGCUACGGAUCAGAAGUGCCAUGGAUCAAAUCGCACUCUAUUAUUCCAAUGGCACCAGCAGAACUUGCUGGCUUGAUGAUGGACUCAUCACAGGUCAAGACCUACAACAGUCUUAGCUUGGGUAGAGACGACGUCAAAGUCAUGCAACAUCCAGAAUCAUCAGGCACUCAUGCCACUAAAAUUGUCAGGAACGUGGUACAAUUACCCGUCAGCAACAGCAAGGUAGAAUCCGUCACACUACUUCACACGCGACAACUCGAGAACGGUUCACAUCUGUUGAUCAGCCGAGCCAUUGGGGGUUCCAAACACUUCACCGGGGUUGGUGGCAAAAGCUACAUUCUCCUUGGAGUUAACUUGUUUGAGCCCACCAGUGAUGCCAACGAAUGCCGCAUGACCGCCAUCAACCAUGUAUAUUCACCAGGCGUGCCUCUCAUGUUGGCCGGCAAAGUCGGGGUCAAGAGUGCCAAGAAUUUUGUCAAGGAUAUCCGGGCCCUCUGUGUCCCGGUGGCAUCGCAAUAG
Seminavis robusta is the source of this 1218-nucleotide messenger RNA. Lineage: Eukaryota; Bacillariophyta; Bacillariophyceae; Naviculales; Naviculaceae. The record is from the annotation of a GenBank genome assembly.